Messenger RNA from Archocentrus centrarchus (flier cichlid), 4201 nucleotides. It is a transcript of the gene dnajc27, whose product is annotated as DnaJ (Hsp40) homolog, subfamily C, member 27. Gene Ontology annotation, molecular function: GTPase activity; GTP binding. The record is from RefSeq and is a predicted model, not a curated record. Lineage: Eukaryota; Metazoa; Chordata; Actinopteri; Cichliformes; Cichlidae.
AUGGUGGAGGACCUCUUUGCUCAGCCGCUCUUUAGACGCAAAAAUCAGAACAUUAACAAGAGGCCAGAUGGAAACAACGCGCCGAAAAGACGAGACAACAAGAAGUCUCUGCGGGUGAAGGUGAUCAGCCGGAACGCGGAGGUCGGAAAGAGCUGCAUCAUCAAACGUUACUGCGAAAAGAGGUUUGUCCCAAGUAUCUGGGCAACCAUCGGCAUCGACUACGGUGUCACCAAAGUUCAGGUUCGAGACAGAGAAAUCAAGGUGAACAUCUUCGACAUGGCCGGCCAUCCGUUCUUCUACGAAGUGCGAAACGAGUUCUACAAAGACAGCCAGGGCGUGCUGCUCGUCUAUGACGUUGGCCUGAGGGAGAGUUUCGACGCCCUCGACAGCUGGCUCGGCGAGAUGAAACAGGAAAUGGGCUCUCAGGCCAACAUGGACAGCAUCGUGUUCGUCGUCUGCGCCAACAAGGUGGACCUGACGAAGCGGCGAGUGGUGGACGAGGGCGAGGGGCGCCUGUGGGCGGAGUCCAGAGGCUUUCAUUUUGAGACGUCGGCACAGAGCGGCGAGGGCAUCAAUGAGAUGUUCCAGGCAUUCUUCUCCUCCAUCACCGACAUGUGCGAGAACGGCGGGAAGCGCCCGGUGUCAGAGGUCAGCGUCGGCUUCACCAAAGAGCAGGCCGACACCAUCCGACGCAUCCGCAACAGCAAGGACUCCUGGGAUAUGUUGGGCGUCAAACCCGGGGCCACACGGGAGGAAGUUAAUAAAGCGUACAGGAAGCUGGCCGUCCUGCUGCACCCUGACAAAUGCGUCGCCCCCGGCAGCGAAGAUGCCUUCAAAGCGGUGGUGAACGCCCGCACCUCACUGCUAAAGAACAUUAAAUAACACACAGAUACACACACGAACACACAACAACCGGACCUGCUGUCGCUCAGACACGACCUGACGACGGACUUUAUUUAUUUAUUUAUUUAUUUCUGUAUUUAUUCAGCGUACGUGUCAUGUGUGCCAUGUUGCUUGCCACAGUGCUGUAUGCCAACAUACCGUCUGGCUUAAACCGGGUUUAAGUUAUUUACAACAUUUUAAACACUAAACUGGAGCGUGUAUGGGGGACGAAUAGUGCCGCACGGAAGAAGACGGUACACACUGUAAAAUAUGUGGGAGAAGCUUAUUCUGAAGUCACAACUCUGAGAAAAACAGGUCAAAAUUCAGAGAUUCAUCCAGAAUUAUGAGCUUUAAUUAAGUUCUUGAGGUAUAAGAUGAAAAAGUUUUAGUGAAGUUUUAAAUUUAAGGAAGAAAAGAGUUAAAAAGAAACUAUGAGGUUAAAACCAGAAUUAAACUUGGGGUUUAAUCUAAAUUAAAGUCAGAGGAUAGUCAAAAUAAAGGGAGUAAAAUGAAGUUACAAGAAAGCUUUAAAAUGAUAAGUGGCUACAAUCUGAAGUUGGAUAAUAAUGUUUGAUUUAACAUCCAAACUUUCAGCACUAAAAUUAGACUUUUUUUGUCUCAUUAUUAUUUUUUAAACUCAGUUUCUUUUUUCACUGAAGUUUCCUUUUAGUUCAGAGCUAGGAUCCAUGUGUAUGAAACUGGCUGAAAGUGUGUGCACUUUGUCGGGUCAAAGGUCAACAUGAGUGUUAGUAACACUCCCAACUAGUUUAAUGAAAGUCAGUAAAUUUUAUUAAAUGUGACUCUUAUCACAUGAAUUAAAGGUACUAAUCCUGUGUGUGUCAACUUAAAGCUGUCAAACUCAAGUUAAUCACUGAAAAUGCAUGUUGAAUAUUCAAAAAAAAAAAAAAAAAAAAGCUCUUGAAGUUUCCAUGUAGCCAAAACCUGCCAAAUCCUCAGCAUCAGGAACCAUUCUGAAACCAACACGGGGUCAAAUUGGUGGGGUUAAACUACCAACAUCACUUUAUUUGUGACUAGAAAUAACAUAUAUCAACAUAUCUCAGUUAUUUCCCUCAAACAGGCUGAAUAAUUAAUGUAUUUCUUAAGUUGCUGCUUUGUUCCCUGAACAGGUUUAUGUUGAACUCCCCACAUUUGUUCCCUGAAACAGCUGAUUUGUUCUCUCACGCUGCUAAUGUGUCUGUUCCCUUACAUUUCUAAUUUAUUCCAUUAAAAUCACAAUUCGAUAACUUGUUCCCCUAAUUAAUUUAUCCUUUUAAGGCUCAGUUAAUUGUUGACCUAAAUGUUUAGUUUGGUCCUGGAAAUAUCUGUUAUUGUUCCCUUUAGUGACUUUUUCAAUUAUAUCACUAAUUUGAUUCACGCCCUGAUGCUAUUAGUCAGCAUUACCUUUAUACAUUUAAAUUUAGUUGUUUAUUUACAUGAACUUGUUUGCUCAAAUUUGACUUUUCUACCAACAAAUUAUUAUUCUACCCUCUCAAAUUGUAAUUAGUUUUCACAGAUUACUAAAUAGUUCCCCAGAGUUAAUUUGGAUAACCUGAACAUGCUAAUUCUUUCCCUUAAUGCACUCCCAAACUAUUCCCUCAACUCACUAAGCAGUUCUCCAGAGUUAUCUGGAAUAACUUCACGUUCCCUUAAAAACAAGUGACCUAAUUUAUUCCCUUAAAUAUCUGCUUUAUUGACUCAUUUGACCUAAAACACUGUUUUUUUCCUUAUUCAAAUUCAAAUUAAUGAGUUUUUCUCAUAGCUCACAAAUGAGUACACAUUAGUUGAAACUUUGUCCAUAUAAACUACAUUUCUCCAUCUAUGUUAUUAAACUGUUUGGUUCCCUUAAAUUGUUAUUUUGAGCCUUCAUAUACUUGUUAAUUUGUUCCCUUUAAGUGAUAAAUGUUCUGUUAAAUUGUUCCUUCAGAUUCCUGUUUUCAUUGUUAAAUCAUGAGUCAUUUGUUUAAACGAAUCAUAGUUUCCUCAAACUGUUCCCUCAAAUUAACAAACAGUUCCCUGAAGUUACUUUGAGUAACUUGAAAAUGCGUAUUUGUUCCUAUAUUCAGUGGACUGACUUAAUUUUUACAUUUUCUCUUAAUUUGUUCCCUCAGUUCACUUAUUUUUUCCCUCAAACUGCCAAACUGUUCCCUAAGUUGAAUAAUGGUUCCCUAAAGUUAUUUGUUAAUGCAAAAUUUUAUCUCAACAGGUCAACUGUUAUCUAAAAAUUAUGUCCAAAUUAUGUACAGAAACAAAUUUAUUUCUUUGGUAUUUGAUAAAAAAUUAUAACUUGAGUUAUAAUUUAAGAUUCUAAAUUAAUCGUUUCCCGUAUUAAAUCAUUUGCACUUUAAGAAAAAUACACUAAAAAUUUCACAAAGAAAAACAAAAGCAGCACGUUCAUCUUAUCACCGCUGUUUAAAAUGUGCGAUCUGUCACAGUGGACGUUUACAUGAUGAUGAUGAUGCUGAUGAUGAUACUGGACGUUUUACAUCACAUGGCUGAGCUAAAUGAGAGACUUGUGCCCGUUUACUGACUUUUUAUCACAUAAAAACAUCUUGUUAAAUCAAGAAAGUGUUUCAUACUGUAAAGAACUGACAGGCAGCAUGAAUAUGUUCUCAUAGUUUUAUAUUUUUACAUACAUGUAACCACAGGAACGAAUUUUUAAAAAAGCAGGAUGAGCUUCCACUUGUCGCUUUAAUGUGAUUUUUAUUUUUAUGCUUCAGUCAGUGUUCAAGAUCCAUGAAUUUAUAUGAAAAUAACGUAAUUUAUUGAAUUUAAUAAUUGUUAAUUAAUAAAAAAAAAAAUACCACAAAUUAAAAUGUAUUAUUCAGACAAAGAAAGUAGUAUUUGAGAUGAAAACAUUAUAAAAGCAAAGUAUUGGGGAAAAUCAAAAAGGUUAAAAAUAAAAAUCACAAUAAAUGUAAAAGUGGAAGAGGAGUUUUAAAGUGAGCGUUGGCCAAUCAAACACGUUAUUUAAACUAAUUUUCUGUCUGUGUGUUGUUUAUUAUAAUCACAUGUGAUUUCUGUUAUAAGCAGCCUGAGCUAACUCAAUAAUGUAACUGUGUUUGGGGAAUGUGUGACUCUGAGUUUUGGCACAGUUUGAACUCCGUACCUCAAAGCCCAAACAUGAUGACUUCCUGUUGCCUCAGACUGAUGCUUGACUUGUGCUUCUGUGUUGAGUCUAUGUGACGGGUUUGCUAUUGCGGCGUAGGGUUAACGCAGGAGUGUAACUCUGCUCUGAGUCAGUGCUGUCGGCACUCACGUGACGACGUGUGUGAAUGUUGGGGUGAGUGUGUGUUACAUUUACAGGCUCGCUGUCGUUCUG